UUAUAAUUUUAUUUUAUUUUUAAUUACAUACCAAAUUAUCAUACCAAAAUUAUGUGUAGUAGUUUUCAAUGUUUUGAAACAAAUAUUGAAACAAGCUUGAAUUCUUAAUUGUUAAACAGUGUUUUACAGCAAGACCAUGCUGAAGUUGACCGAUCGUUUCCUGGUCUGUUCAGGAACAUUUCGUAAAUUUCCUUGACUAUCAAAAUGGUCAUUGACAGAGUGAAAUGUCAGUUAAUAAUUGUGACAAUGCUCCUAGAACACUACACUGAGAUCGGGAAAUGAACUCCAACCGUUAGUAUUUAUUUAAAUACAAUAAUUGUAGUAGAACAGUCAACUUCACCCCAAAUUACGGUUUCCAAUUUUUGAACAAGUGUAGCAAGCAACACUUGUUGCUGCGAAAAGUGAUUAAAUUUUCCCUUCAAACACACAGUUCCGGAUGAAAGAGCUUAGUAGUGAUACUCUGUGAAACCUAGGAGGAGGAUACCCGUGUUCAACUCUGAUGGGAAAUAAUGAUGCACUCUGAGGGUUGCUAGAGUGCUACACAGUGUGGAUCGAAUAUAAGUGGAUCCAGUUCAGAGAGUGGAAGUGGAGCAGUGAUGAUGGUUAGCCGAGUAAUUGGUGAUACAAAAGAAGUAUUGUGCGUUGCGUUCACAACCGCGCGGUAAUCGUUUAACAAAGUGAAAUAUUCCAUGCGAGCAUAACAAUACGGGAUUUAUUGGGUGUGAGUGCGUGUGUUCCAGCAGAAAAUAAUUAGUAAAACCAAUAUGGAGUGAAUACUUCGGGGGGAAUGGAUUUGGUGGAAUAAUUGAGGAGCCCAUACCUAUGCUACACAUGCAUCCGGUUUACAUCGAGUGUCGUUCACGUGGUGCAGUAAUUUAUUGUGCGAUUCCAAUCAGAAGCUGUAUUCAAUUAAAUUGCAAUUUAGAUAGUGAGUGGAGGGUGGAGAGGGUUUUGUGAUUCGGCGAGUUACACAUCGAUGCAUUUUUUUAAGUGGAAUGAUUGGUGCAUCCGGUUCUAGGAGGACGGUCCAGUGAAUAAGAACUGAUGCUCUAUCAUCAUCAAGCUCCAAUGACGGACAUUCGCCGACCUUAGCUCGGCAACCCCAGCCAAGUGUCCCUCGAAGACAAUGACAACCAAUCUAUCAUCUAUUCUGUUCGAAUCACUGUACACUAAUAUUGCUGCCGCGGCAAACGCUACCAAUAAUGGAUCCACAUCGGACAGCUACACGACCGAUGAUGCAUUCAUCGGCGGAGCACAGUGGACACCGGGGGGAUUGGUUUCCCUGUUGGCCACCGAGCGUUCAGAACCCAUCACCACAUCAUCAUCAUCAUCACCAUCAUCAUCAGCGUUCGAUGCCGCCGCCAAUGGCACCGGAUGGAACAAAAUCCCCAACCAGCAGCCACUCCUUCUGGUACCCGCCUAUCUAUCAACGCUGGCAACGAUGGCCUCCAACUUCGUAGAAACGAACGCAACGACCAACGUGACACUUUCCUACGAAGACUGCGGCCUGCUCAAUGUGACGUACGGUCCGGAUGGCCUCAGCAACAGCCACCCGUGGAUCCUGUGCCUGCCGCACGCGCCCACACUCAGCAAAACGGGCGUCAUUCGAGUUGUGGUCCUGUCGGCGAUGGCCAUCGUUUCGCUGCUCGGGAACAUCGCGACCAUGUGGAGCAUCCAGAAAAAUCGCAAAUCUCGCCGACUGGCGCGACACAAUUGGAGCGCCAUCUACUCGCUGAUUUUCCACCUCUCCAUAGCGGACCUGCUGGUCACGGUGUUCUGCAUCAUCGGGGAAGCGGCGUGGAGCUACACGGUCGAGUGGGUCGCCGGAACGGUGGCCUGCAAGCUGUUCAAGCUGCUCCAAAUGUUCAGUCUGUACCUGUCGACCUACGUGCUGGUGCUGAUCGGCGUUGACCGGUGGGUGGCAGUCAAGUAUCCGAUGAAAUCGCUCAACACGGCCCGCCGGUGCCAUCGGUUUCUGUGCGGGGCCUACUCGCUGUCGUUCCUGCUCAGCAUUCCACAGUGGAUGAUCUUCCGGGUGGCGAAAGGUCCCUUCCUGGAGGACUUCUACCAGUGUGUGACGCACGGUUUCUACACCGACCGGUGGCAGGAGCAACUGUACACCACCUUCACCCUAGUAUUUAUGUUCAUCAUCCCGUUGCUAAUUCUCAUUGGCACAUAUCUCUCCACCUUUAGGACUAUAUCAAGUAGUGAGAAAAUAUUUAGGAUAGAAACGUCGGCCGUCGACCGGUCCUACUAUCGCCGCUCGGACACCAACCGGCAACGACUGAUACACAAGGCCAAGAUGAAAUCCCUCCGAAUUUCCGUCGUGAUAGUGGUCGUUUUCAUCGUCUGCUGGACACCGUACUACAUCAUGAUGCUGAUAUUUAUGUUCCUCAACCCGACCGAGAGGCUCGGCGAGGACCUGCAGACGGGCAUCUUCUUCUUCGGGAUGUCGAACAGCCUAAUAAACCCGCUCAUCUACGGGGCGUUCCAUCUCAUUCCCAUCCGAAGGCGUCGCAAUCAGUACAAUCAACAUGUAAGGGAAGGAUCGGUGUAUUUUCAACGGUCAUCUACCUGCAACAAUCAGAAUGGCAACCACCAUCAGCAAUUGUUGCAGCAGCAGCCAGCCUCUCCACAGCAAUUGGAGCUCCAUACGCAACAGCAACAGCAGCACCAUCAUCAUCCCCAUCACCAUACGCCGCACCACCGCCACCAUCAUCAUCAGCCCUUGCAGCCCAAAAGCAGCUAUCUUUCCGCUAAUCACAAAAUGUCCCACUCGAACUCGAACCUGGCGGAGGAGAUCUCGCUGAUGGCGCUGGAAAAGGACCUCAAGAGUCUGGACGAGAACGUCAACCAGAUAAACCUGAAGGGAACGUCCUCGUCGGGCGGCAAGCGGAGCCUGGCCCGGAAGUUCUACUCCCUCAGUCAGCUGCUUCGGCGGACACGGCCUACUAAGCUGUAAAUAUCGUACAUUGCAUCGCAGCAGGCACCUGUUUUCUUGGUGUGCAAACAGCAUCAGCGCUUACUUGGAUUAUAAAUAAGUUGCUCCCCUUCCCGCGCUACUGUGCCAGAGCUUUAACAUUGAGGACUGUAUCGAAAAUGGGCUGCUGACAUUCCGAAGGAUCAUUAGACUGUUCCAAGGGAACAGCUAUAGAAAAAUGGUAAAUGCUUCCAGCUAAAUUUUCGACUCAGUCCUCAAAUGCAAUUAUAGGAAGGGAGAUUAUCUUGAAGAAUGCUCAAACGCAUGACAAGGGAAACGUGAUAACAAAGGAAACUGAUUACACGUUCCUGUAGGGCCAUCCGUUAUGCUCCGGAAUAAUUUAAGUAUUACACGUAUAUAUUUACACACACAGACACACCCACGUUAGACGACGAUUGUUUGGAGCUUAGCUCCGAGAAGAACAAAUUAUUGCUUCAAUAGGCAGCAAAGCGUAACAAGUGAGAAUAUAAAUUAUUUGUAGAGAACAAGACAGAACCUACAAAGACAGCGAAUGAACGAAACUAGAAAUGUAUAUCACUGUUAUGAGAAUCUGAGAUGUGUUUAUGAUAUUAAGAAAAACUCAACGAGAUAGCAAACAGUUUAAGCCAAGUUGCAUUGUUGUGUAAUGAAAUCAAUCAGUGGAUUCAAAUCAGAUUUUAAAAUAAAAGCAAACGGUCGUAUAUUUUAAUACAAAACAAUGAGAAAAAAAUACAUCGCCCACGACUGUCUAUCAUUUAAUUUCACAUUCCCAUAAUUAUUUCUUCGCUUACAAUGUUAUUCAACUCAUCCAUCCAACACGUGCAAACCUAUAUCUGUGGGGACCAACGGUGGAUCCGGAAUGGACUGAGAGCACGAUAUGUAUCGUUUUUAAAAUCUCACGUGUGAUAAUCGGUUCGCUUCUAGCUAAGUCGUUAUUCAUUUGCUCUCUGAAACAUAAACGGCAAACACUCCAUAAAUCAAUCAAGCGCAUG
This is a messenger RNA of Aedes albopictus (Asian tiger mosquito), 3951 nucleotides long. RefSeq names its product gonadotropin-releasing hormone receptor. NCBI's taxonomy places the organism in Eukaryota, Metazoa, Arthropoda, Insecta, Diptera, Culicidae. The transcript is spliced from 6 exons. Gene Ontology annotation, cellular component: plasma membrane. The coding region runs from base 1127 to 2962 and encodes 611 amino acids. The record is from RefSeq and is a predicted model, not a curated record. Gene Ontology annotation, molecular function: corazonin receptor activity. Gene Ontology annotation, biological process: neuropeptide signaling pathway.